AUGGCUCGCAGGUCAUCUUCAAAAGCUAUUAUUCGCCGCCGUUUGCUAAAAGCAGUGCGAAACCUCAGCUUAGAAGUCCAAGCCGGUAUCUUGAUCGGGGUGGGUGUCGUUGUUGGCUUUCUUUUGGGUUUCACCGCAUCGUUGGGGAGAAAAGCAACGAGAAACUGUCCCGACUCUCCAAUUGCACAGAAUCUGAGAAUUUCCAUUUCUUCAACAGACAGAUGCGGGGACCCAAAGUCUCCUUGUUAUGUUUUCGUUUUUGGCACCGGUCGCUCUGGUACCCAACAUCUAUCUCGCGUCUUGAAACCGAAGCCGAACCCUGCUGUCCCAGUGUACGUAACGCAUGAAGAAGAGCACCUCAGGGCCCGAACCAAACUCGUUGUCCACAGAGACUACCGAAGGUUGGCUGCUUGUGCAGAUAAAGCCCAAUUCAGAGUUCAAGCUGAACAAUAUAUCACGCGAGUGAAGCUUCCGUUUUACACCAAGUUGCUUAAGCGACACAGUGCUAAGCGUCUUGUCUACACAGGGCAUCUGCCAAUGGCAUUUGGCCUCGGGCCAGCAUUGGUGAGAACGCUUCCCCCCGGCACCGUACGUGUUCUACGCCUGAGAAGAGAAAGAAUCGCGACGGCUGUUUCACUUAUGGCUUUAGGGCCAGAAAAAGAGGAUCCUUGGGGAGCGACGACAGAACGAGACUCGGAUGGACAGCUGAUUUACGCUGACGCCGUAAACAGACGGUGGUUCCCGAAGCCAUCAGAUGCCAUGGUUCGUCUUCAUGUUGAAGCACAUGUAUGGGCGAAACUAAAUCGCUUCCAAAGGUGGCUGUGGUAUGUCGACGACGUUGAAUGUCGAUGGCAAGCCUUUCGCCACAGUCUCGGAAGCCGAUUUUCUUUGAUGGAGGAAAGUCUGGAGAACCUAAACAUGCUAGAUGGAGGUCAAAGUUUGGUACGUGUCGCGGAGUUUAUGGGAGUGGCUGUCGACUGGUCCAAGGCUGGAGCCCGAGAUAACAGUAUUGAGCACAAGAUGCGCGUCAAAGUGAAUGCGUCAGAAUCGUCCCUUCGACAGUGGGACGAGGCGUAUCGCCAAGCAGUCGGAAGUUGCAGAAUUAGUAGUAAAUAUUCCUAUGGUUGGGGCGGACGUCACCCCGAAACCUAG
Molecule: messenger RNA, 1152 nt
Organism: Chondrus crispus (carragheen)
Lineage: Eukaryota; Rhodophyta; Florideophyceae; Gigartinales; Gigartinaceae
Exons: 1
Coding region: 1-1152 (383 amino acids)
Source: RefSeq, a predicted model, not a curated record